Messenger RNA from Oxyura jamaicensis (ruddy duck), 1002 nucleotides. Its product is annotated as RNA-binding protein Nova-2-like. The annotation marks the transcript as partial. The transcript has a single exon. Gene Ontology annotation, molecular function: mRNA binding. Lineage: Eukaryota; Metazoa; Chordata; Aves; Anseriformes; Anatidae. The record is from RefSeq and is a predicted model, not a curated record. Gene Ontology annotation, biological process: regulation of alternative mRNA splicing, via spliceosome; mRNA splicing, via spliceosome. Gene Ontology annotation, cellular component: nucleus; cytoplasm.
GCCAAGCUGAUCGUGCCCAACAGCACGGCGGGGCUCAUCAUCGGCAAGGGGGGCGCGACGGUGAAGGCCAUCAUGGAGCAGUCGGGCGCCUGGGUGCAGCUCAGCCAGAAGCCCGAGGGCCUCAACCUGCAGGAGCGCGUGGUGACGGUGAGCGGCGAGGCCGCCCAGCUGCACGCCGCCGUGCGCGCCAUCGUGCAGAGGAUCCAGGAGGACCCGCAGAGCAGCAGCUGCCUCAACAUCAGCUACGCCAACGUCGCCGGCCCCGUGGCCAACUCCAACCCCACCGGCUCGCCCUACGCCGGCCCCGCCGACGCUCUGCCGCCCGCCGCCGUCCUGGCCGCGCCGGCCGCGUUGGGCGCCUUCGCCGCCGCUCCCGGUUUCUCCGGCGGCGACCUCUUGGCCAUCGGCGCCGCCUUGAACACCUUGGCCGGUUACGGCUACGGCCCGGCGCCGGCCUUGGGCUUGGGCUCGGCCGCCUUGGCGGCGGUGGCGGCCGGGGCCACGCCGGCGGCGGCCGCCAACCUCUUGGCCUCGUACGCGAACGAUGCGGCCGGCGGCCCCGGCGCGCCCGCCUUCGCCUUGGGCUCCUUGGCCAACGGCUACUUGGGGCCCGCCGCCCCCUUGGUGGCCGCCGGCGGCUCCUUCCUGGCCGCCGAGAAGCCGGCGGAGGGGGCCAAGGAGCUGGUGGAGAUCGCGGUGCCGGAGAACCUGGUGGGAGCCAUCCUGGGCAAGGGGGGCAAGACGCUGGUGGAGUACCAGGAGCUGACGGGCGCCCGCAUCCAGAUCUCCAAGAAGGGCGACUUCAUCCCCGGCACCCGGAGCCGCAGGGUGACCAUCACCGGCCCCCCCGCCGCCACCCAGGCCGCCCAGUUCCUCAUCAGCCAGCGCGUCACCUACGAGCAGGGCGUCCGGGCCACCAACCCGCCCAAGGUGGGCUAGGGGUGGCCGCCGUGCCCCCGGCCGGGCGGCCCCGUGGGCCUGGUGGCGUCUCCGAGGGGACAG